Messenger RNA from Cutaneotrichosporon oleaginosum, 766 nucleotides. Lineage: Eukaryota; Fungi; Basidiomycota; Tremellomycetes; Trichosporonales; Trichosporonaceae. The record is from RefSeq and is a predicted model, not a curated record.
AUCUCGAGACAUGCAUGCCGCCCUCGUACUGUACACUCGUACAGCGUGUCUACACACGUCGGGGGGCGCUGCGUCCUCCUCUCCGCUGUCCAUGUCUUCGUCUGCGCCGUCUCUUCCACAUCUCUCCGCGGUCUCGUCUUCGCCAAGCCACGGUACUCGCGUGAGCACGCACGCCGCUCCCUGGCCCUCGUAUCAGCCCUCGGCCUGCAGCCACCCUUCGCGCCUCACCCCGCCGUCUCAAUUUUGCUGCCCGCAAGCCCCCAAGCCAGGGUUCCGUGGCGCGUUCCGCUCUCCGAUCGUCAUCUCUGGAACAGCUGGCACAAAUGUGGCAUAGUAGAGUUUCGCUUCACGCUGACUGGGCUGCUGGCUCGCUUCGUAUGCCAUUCAUCUCAGUGUCCGUCCGGUUCCGCCUCCGCCACAUGGUCAGGCACUCCGCUCCACAAGUCAGGCGCGUCUUGCGCCAGUUCACUCCUGCAUGUACAAGUAUACAACGUCGGCUGCGGCAUCAUGGGUGUGUGCUGUGUUGAGCGCUGUGUGUCGUGUGUCGUAUGUCGUGCGUCGUGUGUCGUGGGCCUGUGUCGUCCCGCCGGCGCUGAUUUCUGCUUCACGCCCUACUCGAUAACCAGGCGCUCCUCGACAUGGCGCUCCUGCCCCUUCUCUCGCGCCACAGAGGGCUGGAACACCGCCGCCGCUCGUUGCCGCCGCUCUUGGUGCGCUGGCAGCAAACCCUUGCCAAAGUUGAGCAGGCACGCCACGCCGUUCCCGA